UGGAUGAGGAACGGAUGAAGACGUUCUGGGAUCUCCGCUUCCUUCAUUCCCCGCCCCGUCUCGUCCCACGCUCCCCCGUCGUCCACGUCCGCUUCUCGGUGCAACAUGUGCCGUGGUGAAAAUCGCUUCCGAUCCCCUCGAUGACCCGACGAGGUGAAGGUUCGAGAUGAGGUUGAAGGCGUUGAUCCUCGCGAUGCUGUCGCUCUCGUGUUGGGGAUGGAGAGGAGAGAAGAUCCGAAUCGGAGCCGGACUCAUCGUCCCUCAUUCCACGUUCCGAAUGAGAGAUUACAUGAAGGCGAAGCAGACAGCGGUGCGAGAACUCGCGAAGGAGGGAGCCUCUUUCCUUACCUCAUUCCGUCUGUCGGCCGAGGACAUCCAUUUGACCAUGCUGCCUCUUCAUCCGAGCCCCACGCUGAUCCUGAGCACACUAUGUCAGGACUUCUUACCUCGGAACGUGUCGGUGAUCUUCUACCUGACGAACACGGAGGUCUACGGACGGAACACGGCUUCGGCUCAGUAUUUCCUCCAGCUUUCCUCUUAUCUCGGCAUCCCCGUCAUCGCGUGGAAUGCUGACAAUUCCGGACUCGAACGGAGGGUGGUUCGGUCGAACCUGCUUCUCCAGUUGGCACCGACCAUGGAGCAUCAAACCAGGGCCAUGCUCGACGUCCUCCACCGAUACAAUUGGGAUCGAUUCUCGGUGAUCACGACCCACAUCGCGGGACAUGCGGAUUUCAUCCAGGCCAUCCGGGAGAGAGUCCUCAUCACCUACCCCAAGAUGAAGAUCCUCGGGGAGAUUCGAGUGGGUGAGGACGUGGAGAAGGAUCUGAUCAUGGUGCCCGUCGAGACUCGGAUACUCCUGCUAUAUUGCACCCGACGGGAAGCGGGGAGAAUCUUAGAAGCGGCGUCCGGGUUGGGUCUGACGGGGAGGUCCUACUUGUGGAUCGUGACUCAGAGCGUGGUGGGGAACACUCUGGGGGCAAUCACUGGGCUCGUCCCAGGUAUGAUCGCCAUCCACUUCGACACCACGGAUGCGAGUCUCGGUCGAGCCAUCGUUCAGAGCCUUCAAGUGUUCGCGAAGGGUUUGGAUCUCUUGGCCGGCAGCACCGAUCCUUCGUGGGUCGUUCCUCAUCUCAGCUGCGAGGCUCAAGAUCACAUCUCCUGGCCGUAUGGAACCCACUUCUACAGGCACUUGAGGAACGCAUCCCUGGCCCAGAUGGAAGGAAUGCCAAACCUAGAAUUCGACGCGGAAGGGAAAAUGAAGGCCACCGAGCUUCGCAUCAUGAACCUAAGACCUGACCUGACCGGAUCUCUCACCUGGGAAGAGGUCGCUUCCAUCUUCAUUCCCACCGUCUCCUUAUGGGUUUUCUCUACUCGAUCAUUUGGAGGUGUGAAAAUCCGACAGAUUGGAGUGUGGCGGUCGUGGAAGGGGGAGGAUGCCCUCGAUAUAAAGGACAUCGUUUGGCCGGGGAAUUCCCACGUCCCACCCGAGGGUGUUCCCGAGAAAUUCCACCUUCGGAUCACCUUCAUGGAGGAACCUCCUUACUUGAACAUGGGGGAACCCGACCCGAAGACGGAGAAAUGCAGCGCGAAUCGAGGCGUCCUCUGUCGGGCUCCCGCACAUCUCUCCCCAUCCUCCCGCAACGACACCACGAUUCAUUACUGCUGUUCGGGGUUCUGCAUCGAUCUGCUGGAGAAGUUCGCCGCGGACUUGGGUUUCACUUACGACCUGUUCCGCGUGAAGGAUGGGGUGUGGGGUGCCCCCGUCGCAGGGAAAUGGAACGGGUUGGUGGCAGCCCUGGUGAACGACGAAGCGGACGUAGUCAUCACGUCCUUGAAGAUCAAUUCGGAACGGGCGAAGGCCAUCGAUUUCUCCGUUCCUUUCCUCGACACCGGGAUCGCCAUCGUCGUCGCCAAGAGGACGGGAAUCAUCUCUCCCACCGCCUUCCUCGAGCCGUUCGACACCCUAUCGUGGACUCUGGUGGCCCUGAUCGCAAUUCAGGUCGUGGCCGUGGCCAUCUUCAUCUUCGAAUGGCUCUCCCCUGCCGGAUACGACAGAAAAACGUCGCCACCGGUCGGACAGCAGUUUUCCCUGUUGAGGGUGUAUUGGCUCGUGUGGGCCGUCCUCUUUCAAGCCGCCGUCAACGUGGACUGCCCCAGAGGUCUCACUUCCAGGUCCAUCCAAUUUCAUUUCCCUCGUCUCUUCCGAAGGCCGUUCCUGGCAUCGGUGUGGGCCAUGUUUGCCGUCGUCUUUCUGGCCAUCUACACAGCCAACUUGGCUGCGUUCAUGAUCACGCGAGAAGAAUUCCCCGACCUGACAGGGAUCGAGGAUCCUCGGCUGAGGAACCCCCGAAGCACGAAUCCGCCGUUUCGAUUCGGGACGAUUCCUCACGGGAACACGGACACGGUGAUGAAGCAGAAUUUCCCUCGCAUGCAUGCCUACAUGAGUCAAUUCUCCCGCCCUUCCGUCCACGAAGGAGUUCGAUCCGUGAAACAACAGGAGCUGGAUGCUUUCAUCUACGACGCCACGGUGUUGGAGUAUCUGGUGGGGCAGGACGACGGAUGCAAGCUCCUCACGGUUGGAACGUGGUACGCCAUGACUGGAUAUGGAGUCGGCUUCCCCAAAAACUCCAAAUACCUCCACUUGUUCAACCACAAGCUCAUGGAGUAUCGAGAAAACGGUGACCUGGAGAGGAUGAGGGAAUUCUGGUUCACGGGGGCAUGCAAGCCGAAGAAGACGGGGACAUCCGCUUCCAAGCCUCUCACCAUCAACCAAUUCUUGAGCGCUUUUUUGCUCUUGGCCAUGGGCAUGGUCUUGGCCAUGCUCUUCCUUGCCUGCGAGCAUCUUUACUUCAAAUACAUCCGGGGACCCUUAAGCAAGAGCUCCAUUCGUCCUUGCUGCAACCUCCUCAGUACGAGCGUGGGUCAGAGCCUUCGGAUGGAGGACGUAGUGGAGGAGGUAAUGACCGUCGAGAAGAGCGGCAGAGAGUGUCAGAGUGGGUGGUGUAAACAGAGACUCCUGUCGACCGAGAAGGAAUUGGCACUGACGAAAGCAAGGGUGAAACAAUUGGAGGACGAGAUGCGAUUUCGUGGGAUUCGACCUGAUUCCCCUCCUCCUCUCGGCAGACGCAGACGCCGCAACACCAGGAGCGGAAGCGAAUGGGAGACAGACACGGAGAACGAAGACUCAGUGCAGAAUCACGUGUCCUCGUUCCUCUGGUCCCGAGAUCCCCGUCCACGGAAGGGGACAAAAGAGGUGGCCGAGUACGAGACCGUGCUCUGAUUCACGUCUUCUUUCCAUUUUCCCCAAUUAUGAGUCCAAUUUUCAUUCAAACGGAAAUCUAUUUAUUAGUUUCGCCAUAGAGUGGAGACUGAAGAAAAUUAGUCUCUAUGACACGGAUGAGGCGUCUUGCGUAGAAGUCCUGGUAAUCCUUGGGAAGGGAUUUCAGAUGUCUCAGUGCCUUCUCUACACCAUGCAUUGCCUAGAAAAACAAGCAGAAUAGACACAUCAAGAACCAAACUUUACUCGAAACGAUAGUUUGCUGUCAUCUACCUGUACGGCAGGUAAGAGGUCCUUGUUGCCGUAAACAUCUUUCUUGUCGUAGAGGGAUUCUUGCAAAUGUCGCCAAAAGACAUUGAUGGAGACUGUAAAGGAGGCAGACCUUACGCUAUGAAACCAAAGCGCAGGAAUAAACAAUCCAUCCCCUGGUCUCAGAACGGCUUCGAAUCUCGUGGCUUUCGCAAGCGCUGGAAAUUUCCCCAGAUCGGGUUCCUCCACGCUCGAUACGAGGGAUUUGUCUCCUUGGAGGUAGAGGUUCAGGGCAUCCGAUGGUGAGAACAAGGUCACCGUCUUCUCUCCUCUCACCUGGAUCAGCACGUUGUCCAUCACGUCGUAGUGCGUCCAGAGGGAUAGAUUUGCCGAUGCAAUUCGCAACACGCUGGAAAAGAUACGAUCUCGAGGAAGGAAGUCUGGCAAGUGAAAAUCACUGGCCAAAGUGGGGAAAUCGCGGGAAAACUCAGCAGGGCUCUUGGUCUUCUCUUCUGAUGCCAAGGAUCGGAGGUGAAAUUCUUGGAGAGGAAGUCCAAGUCUGGACCUUGAGAGACGUGAGCAACCACGGGGAGGCCGGAAUCAUGCAUGGACAAGUACUCGGGGGUCCAAGUCUUCACGCAUGGUCCUAAGUCCAGGCCGGAGACAAUCACUGGUUCUCGCUUCUCUGUUAUGUCCAAAAAAUCAAUCUGUCCAGCUAAAACUCUAUGGACAUCCAACUUCAUUUUUUGGCCUCCUGAUAAUAAAUAGGAAGUACAAGGAAGCUGAUUAAUCAAGAUAUAGAAA
Messenger RNA from Darwinula stevensoni, 4330 nucleotides. NCBI's taxonomy places the organism in Eukaryota, Metazoa, Arthropoda, Ostracoda, Podocopida, Darwinulidae. The record is from the annotation of a GenBank genome assembly.